CUUUUAACAUCAAAUAAAUUCAAACAACUUUUGGUUUGAUUAUUUGAAUAGGUUUAAUUUUUAUCCCUAUGCAGUAGAUUUUCAAUUCAAUGUUCUAUUGACAGUUCAGUGAACGUUCUAUCCUUCCAAUCUGGCAACGUAGCAUCACAACUGAAAAAUGGCCGCUGUGUGAGAUCCAGGAAAGGCAAGGCAGCUUUUUAUUUAUUUUUUCCAAGAAAAUAUUUGUUAAUAUUUUGAUUCGAUUAGCGAAACGGACUUUGCUCCACAAAUAACGACAUGGUUUAAACGAACAUCUUGCCUAAAUAGGGUCAAUAAUUAGAUACUUUGCUUUAUAACUUAUUGAAUCAGUACAAAAUGCCUGUACUGAGCCCGCAUAGAAGUUCCUCAUCUGGACUGUCAGGAUCUUAUAGACCUACUUAUAGCAGUACUUUGGAUAGAUUGGAUAGGCCUUAUUAUAGUGGAUCUACCUAUAGCCCUCGAGCAUCAAGUUAUUCUGAAAGGUUUUCAACUAGAAGUUAUACAGAUUCUGAUGGAAGGAGAGUGUACUCGAGAAGUGGAUCCAUAACAGAAGAUGGAGUCACAACUAGAUUCAGAGAAGAAUCAAGAGAAGGAUCGUUAUCCAGAGACAAUGGAAUAAGUUCUAUCAGAGAAAAUAGUGUUUCAGAUUAUCCUCGCAGAGAAAGUUCUUUGACCAGAUCGGACAGACUAUCUACUUCAAACGUGAUCGAUUCAGUAGCUGAGCUAAGAAACAAAUACUCGCCUGCAAAUUACAUACCGGCCAUUUACAGAAACAAAUACGAUAAUAUAUCAAGAUCCAAGUCCAUAAAUGAUAUUGGUUUGCCUCCGAUUGAGUCCAAAUCAACCAGUCCCUCGUCCGCAUCGACGCGCAUCAAAAAACAGGUAACCCCCGAAAAUACCCUGGCUAACAGCAAUAACGCUAACUGCGGCAACAGCUCUGCUAAUACUUUCAAGCUAGCCAGUAUUAGCGCUACUAACGGCAGCAACAACGCAAACGGUAGCAACAAAACGUUGACGGAUUUACCGGACGCGGACGCAAACGGUAACAGGCGGACCAGCGUCGCUGAUUUGUGCAAACGGUUUGAUGAGAAACCGCAGCCGCAAGGCAAAGUAAGCGAGAAAUUGCCAAAGACAGCACCCGCGAGGGUCGUGGGUGGCCGGCAACAAGUUAAAAGGGGUGUUGUGGAUACGGUGAAGGUGCAUAGAGAGGCUUCUCCGGUUUCAUCCAGCAACGGCAAACCAGAAUCAUCGUCCCUUUGCAACGGUCACACGACGCUUAGCAACGGACGCAAUAGUCCAGCUUCGCUUAGCAAUGGCUGCGCUAGCGCUGCUGCACAGCUUAGCGACGGCGACAGUGAAGAUUUAAAGGAAAACGGUGUUUUGCAGGCGGCCAUCACUAACGGCGACGAGGAUAAAGAAGAGAAAGUGAAUGGGGAUGAUAGGAAGCGAAGCGCAAGAGUUAAUCAGUGCGCUAGUUUUAUACCCAACGAGCCAACCAGUGACGAACUAGAAUGUGAAAAUGAGAAAAUUGGAAGGAAAUAUAGUUAUGACGUGAGCUCUCCAUCAACCCCUGGAGGAGGCUCCAAGGGAGGAGGGCGAAACGUUACAUCUUUAGCAGGCCCCUCCUCCCGUCGAUCUCUUGUGUCACCACCUGCCGACGGCGACGAAGACGACUUGGCUCAGGCUCGUAGGGGAUCAGCCCCUGACGCUCGCACCGGCCUCGGUCUGAUUGGUUUGAGAAACAUCGGCAAUACUUGUUUUAUGAACAGCGUAUUACAAUGUCUGAGCAACACCAGAGUAUUGCUGGACUAUAUCAGAAAAGACGCCUAUCAGAGGGAUAUUAAUAAUACUACUUCGGGGAUGAAAGGGGCUCUUAUCAAAGCUUUUGGGGAAGUUAUUAAGGAAUUGUGGGCUCCGGAUUCAUCUGGACCGGUUAAUACUGUUGCUUUGAAGUCUCAAAUUCAACGAUUCGCUCCCCGUUUUAUGGGCUACUCUCAACAGGAUGCACAAGAGUUCCUACGAUAUCUUUUAGAAGGUUUACACGAAGAUGUCAAUAGAGUAACAACCAAACCCAAACCCAUUACCACAGAUAUUGACGACAACUUGCCAGAUUCAGAAAAAGCGGCGGAAGCUUGGAGAAGAUAUUUGAGGUCCGAAGAUUCUUUAAUCGUAGACGCUUUCGUAGGACAACUUAAAUCAACUUUAAAAUGCACCCAUUGUGGACACUGCAGCGUAACCUUUGAUCCAUUCUGGGACUUAUCCCUUCCCUUACCUUCCGGUAGGAAUACGGGCCCGCUAAGAUUGUCUCAUUGUCUAGAAGCAUUUACCAAAGAAGAAACUUUGGACGGCGACGAAAAGCCCAAAUGCGCCAAGUGCAAAGAGCAACGGCGGUGCACAAAGAGGUUUACAAUUCAAAGAUUUCCUCAAAUUUUAGUUAUCCACUUGAAACGAUUCUCUCCCUUGGAGAGGUACAAAGGAAAGCUGAAUACUCUAGUGGAAUUUCCUUUGGAGGGCUUGGAUUUGAAUCAUUACGCUGAAGAAGCACAGAGCUGUCCGAAAUAUAGUUUGUAUGCUGUAUCAGAACACUCGGGUACUCCAUAUUCGGGGCAUUAUACAGCACAUUGUAAGAAUCCUAUUGAUGGCAAGUGGCACGAAUAUAACGAUUCGCGAGUAAGUUCGGCCUCGGGCCGUUCCGCCGUCUCACCCGAAGCGUACGUCCUCUUUUACGAGCGAGAGGGCGCUACCCAACGAUCACGGUUGUAGUAGGUCCGAUAAUCAACCAAUCCUGAGCCUAAUUUUUUUUUCUGUUUGCGGGCUUUAUUAAAAACGAAAUGCAGGUUUAUUAUGUUUUUUUUAAAAUUAUAUUUAUAUUAUAUAGUUUUUGUUAUUUUUUUAAAUUAUGUAUUAUUUUAUGACCUGUAUUUUUAUUUUGAUAGAUCGUUGUGUUUUUUUUUAUAUACAAAUGUGUACUUAUGUUCACCCAUCUAGUCGAUUUUUGUUGUAUAUUAUGAGAGAACUAGAAAGAGAGUUUUUUUUUAGUAACGACCUGUAUUAUUUAUAUGUAAUAGCCGUUGUGAUAUUGUUUUUCUUUUGUAUAUAUUAUUUAUUUCUUGUUAAAUGUUAGCGAAAAUUCUCGAAUAUAUACUCUAUUUGUUACAGCCUCUAUUGGGCCAGUACAAAAUCUUAGUCUACUUGCAGCUUUACAUCUUUUACUAUUUAUUUUUGUUGUUGUUACAGGCGUUACUAGGAAAAAAAGUCUUUUUGGAAAUUCGAUUUAACUUAAAAUAAUCUCGUUGUGCGUGUUUUGCAUGUUUCUGGGGGAGGCGCCACCGUCACCCUGUUACUUUAGCCAAUUAAGAGCCCUCUUGAAGGGAGGGGGCGUAACGUCGUCCAGCACCACUAUUACUACUCUAAAACCACCCUUUAAAAAUUGAAACGAGGAUAUUCUAAAACAAACACAAAUUCUAUUUGAGAAUUGUAAUAUAUUCGAUUUAUUAAGCUUUAUAUUGAGAGAACUGUUUCAAAAGCACUAACUUAAUAAAAAUAAUGUUUGCAAAAAAAAAAGAAGUUUUAUUUUACACCUUUGAAAUAGGGGACAAUUU
This is a messenger RNA of Ceutorhynchus assimilis (cabbage seed weevil), 3620 nucleotides long. Lineage: Eukaryota; Metazoa; Arthropoda; Insecta; Coleoptera; Curculionidae. The record is from the annotation of a GenBank genome assembly.